UAUCCUAGCAACAGAGACACACAUCCAGAAGGUGGGUCAGUGGUUUAAUUGAACGAGUAAUCGCAGUUUGGCUUUUAAAAAACAUUUUUAUAAUGAGGUUACUCAAACUCUUCAUCGCCAGCUGUUAUUAAGUAAAUUAGUAUCAUAAAGAUAAAUGUUACAGGCGUUUGUCUGGUUUAAUGUUAGUGAACGAGAGGAGAUGGAUGAAAGUUCACCUUGUCGUAUUUAUGUGGAAAGAACACUGGCCAUUAUUAAACCAGAUGCCAUCGACAAAGCUGAGGAGAUAGAGAGUAUUAUCCUCAAGUCGGGCUUCACCAUCCUGCAGAAGCGGAAGCUGCAGCUAAGUCCAGAGCAAUGCAGUGAUUUCUACGCAGAGGAGUAUGGAAAGCAUUUCUUCCCCAGCUUGACGGCCUUCAUGAGCUCUGGCCCCAUCAUUGCCUUGACGCUAGCACGCGACAAUGCUAUUGCCCACUGGAAGUCCAUCAUAGGACCUGUCAACAGUGCCAAGGCCAGAGAAACCCAUCCAGAGUGCCUUAGAGCAAAAUAUGGCACUUCUGAGCUACAAAAUGCCCUUCAUGGCAGCGAUUCAUUUCAAGCAGCUGUAAAGGAGAUCAAAUUCAUGUUCCCAAACUCUAUAAUUGAACCCUUACCCUCAAGAGAAGAAAAUGAAGAAUACCUGAGCAGGUAUAUAAACCCAGUUCUGCUACGCGGGCUCACUGAGCUCUGCAUGAACAAGCCACUCAACCCCAUUAUUUGGCUCGCAGACUGGCUCAUCAAAAACAACCCAGACCAACCUCAAAUAUGUGAAGCGGUCGUUGUGGAAGAAGACCAAUGAGAGGCAAACAGUGGGAAAAAGGAGCAACGAGCACAGAGUUUAAUGUCUUUCCUUUUGACUAAGAAAUGAAUCUGUUCAACGCUAUAAUGAAAUAAAUCAUAUUUUCAGUCGUAAGCAUCUGUUUGCUUUCUGGCAUAAAUCAGCAAUAGACUGGUGAUCUGAUUAGGUUCUACUUCGCUUCUCACCUAAGCCCCAGAAUUUGGGUUAGGAAAAUGGAUGGAUGAAUGAAAAUUAAAAUUCUUCUUAUCACUUAAAUAUAGACACAACUUCUUAACUUUUAACUAAAUACAUCAAAAAUGGCUGUGGCUCAGGAGGUAGAGUAGGUUAUUUGCUCACUAAAAGCAAACAAAAGUGUUUAGGCAUAGAAAAGGUGCUUGGUUGAAUUAAGCUUUCUUACUAGAAGAAAGAAAGCACUUUCUUACUGCUUGUAGUAAGGUUUGAACUCUCAAAGCACUUUCUAAGCAUUAAGAACAAUUCUUAUAAGUAAAGUUGUGUUAGUUUGUCCACUUACUUUCGAGCCUCUGAAAAUGGGGGACUGCCAUUCCUGAAGGGUCAUGCAACACUUUUGCCUAACCCCCUGAAAUAAAGCUGCACUGUCAUUUGAA
Molecule: messenger RNA, 1440 nt
Organism: Oreochromis niloticus (Nile tilapia)
Lineage: Eukaryota; Metazoa; Chordata; Actinopteri; Cichliformes; Cichlidae
Gene: nme5
Product: NME/NM23 family member 5
Exons: 5
Coding region: 155-835 (226 amino acids)
Biological process (GO): cilium movement; UTP biosynthetic process; CTP biosynthetic process
Cellular component (GO): cilium
Molecular function (GO): nucleoside diphosphate kinase activity
Source: RefSeq, a predicted model, not a curated record